Messenger RNA from Pseudocercospora fijiensis CIRAD86, 867 nucleotides. RefSeq lists its product as uncharacterized. Lineage: Eukaryota; Fungi; Ascomycota; Dothideomycetes; Mycosphaerellales; Mycosphaerellaceae. The coding region runs from base 1 to 867 and encodes 288 amino acids. The transcript has 5 exons. The record is from RefSeq and is a predicted model, not a curated record.
AUGCGGCGCUACAAGGCUCAGUUUCGGAGUUUUACACUGACUCUCAGCUACUCAUUUCCGUGGCGUGGACUGUUUGCUUCAAGGCUGGUACGCGACCGGUCCGCGCUGGAACUUUCUGAUUCCUCAGCCUUUGACAUCGCCAGCUUCAGCCUUCACCUUUGGACAUCAUUCGUGUUCUCCUCACGCGCAGAAUCAGUAAAAAUGGCUGCAACGACAGCCUCUUGGCGCGUCUUCCACACAGCAGAGCUUCUCGAGCAAAUUCUGCUGGAUGUCUCACCAGCUUCGACAGGACAGCUUGUUCACGACGCAAACUACGAAUACAACGAAGGUGAUGAAAUUGACGACGAAGAAGACGACGACGAAGACGCUCUCUCGAGCCGUCUGACUCUUCUGCGCUGCCAGCGAGUAAGCAUCGCGUUCCGCAAUACCAUUGCCAGCUCGCCGCAGCUUCAACGAUGCCUGUUCUUCUCGCCUCCUUCAGCUCCCACCGCCAAUUCCUUCCACUUGAACACCCUAGCAAUUUCCAAAGAUGCCAUUUGCUAUCUGUGCCACAAGCUCGAUUUCGGAAUGGAACUGUACAACGGACAGCUGAACUUCUACUUCUGCGAUGCUAGUUGGUUCCGUGGUGCUCUACAGCUUUCGAAAGUGGACCGUCAAGCUUCAUGGCGUCGCAUGUAUCUUCGAAGCGGAGGCCUGCAGGUGGAAAGAAUUGCCGUCUGGGCAAAUCGAGGACGCUAUCUGAUCCCAGGCGGCCCCUAUCGCCAGCGGGUGGACUGGGAGGUCAGCCUGGCUGAUCCGACAAUUGGCGAUGGCAGGCAUUUCACCCGAACCGAGCCACUUGCACGGAAGACACGAUAUCUGUCUUGA